UCACUGGGGCUGCGACCGGCUCUUCCAGGGCUUCUUCCGCCGCAGCAUCCAGAAGAACAUGGUCUACACCUGCCACCGCGACAAGAGCUGCAUCAUCAACAAGGUGACGCGGAACCGGUGUCAGUACUGUCGUCUGCAGAAGUGCUUCGACGUGGGCAUGUCCAAGGAGUCCGUCCGGAACGACAGGAACAAGAAGAAGAAGGAGGCGCCGAAGCAGGAGUGUUCGGAGAGCUACAUCCUCACGCCCGAGGUGGAGGAUCUCAUUGAGAAAGUGCGCAAAGCCCACCAGGAGACCUUCCCCGCCCUCUGCCAGCUCGGCAAAUACACUACGAACAACAGCUCGGAGCAGCGGGUCUCGCUGGACAUCGACCUGUGGGACAAGUUCAGUGAACUCUCCACCAAGUGCAUCAUCAAGACGGUGGAGUUCGCCAAGCAGCUGCCCGGCUUCACCACGCUCACCAUCGCUGACCAGAUCACCCUGCUCAAGGCCGCCUGCCUGGACAUCCUGAUCCUGCGGAUCUGCACACGCUACACGCCGGAGCAGGACACCAUGACCUUCUCGGACGGGCUGACCCUGAACCGAACCCAGAUGCACAACGCCGGGUUCGGGCCGCUCACCGACCUGGUCUUCGCCUUCGCCAACCAGCUGCUCCCGCUGGAGAUGGACGAUGCGGAGACUGGGCUGCUCAGCGCCAUCUGCCUCAUCUGCGGGGAUCGCCAGGACCUGGAGCAGGCCGACAAGGUGGACAAGCUGCAGGAGCCGCUGCUGGAGGCGCUGAAGAUCUAUGUGAGGAAGAGGAGGCCCAACAAGCCCCACAUGUUCCCCAAGAUGCUGAUGAAGAUCACGGACCUGCGCAGCAUCAGCGCCAAGGGCGCCGAGCGGGUGAUCACGCUGAAGAUGGAGAUCCCCGGCUCCAUGCCGCCCCUCAUCCAGGAGAUGCUGGAGAACUCGGAGGGCCUGGACACGCUGGGCGGGCAGCCGGGCGCCUCCCGCGUGAGCAGCCUGGCGCCGCCCCCCGGCAGCUGCAGCCCCAGCCUGUCGCCCAGCUCCAACAGAAGCAGCCCGGCCACCCACUCGCCGUGACGCCGCGGCCGGCGCCGGCAUCAGGACGCCGUUCUUGCUCUUUGCUGCCAGGCCCGAGGGCCGCAUGGCAAGCCAAGGAGGAGGGGGAGGAGGUGACGCUGCCGCGGGCCACCCCCCCCUCCGGGCCCCAGCCCGUUCCUGUCCGUACCAGCACACACUGUGGCCAUGGCUUCCCUGUUGACUUGUGACGGACUCUUCCGUAGAAUCAGAAGUGGAUCCCGUGGGCACUGCCAGGGGGGCACUGAGCCCUCGCUGGGAUCAGCUGGGGCCGGUUUACAGACCCCCAGCGACUGAUGUUUGUACCCAGGUUGGAGCAAACUAGCGCCCCGCUCCCCCCACUCUCACCCCCCCCAGCGCGCUGUCGCAGGGGUCCGGCUCACGGCUGGGGGGCGCUGCACCCAUGUGAAGAUGAAGUGUCUUUUGGUUGAGUUGCAUUUCAAGUGUUUCCGGGGGGGUUGGGGGGAGAGGGUCAGUUUGGGAAACGUUAGUUGUUUUUUAAAAUUUUCAUGAGCAAAAUCGAUCAGCGGAUUGUGGCCGUCACGCGCACCCCCC
Molecule: messenger RNA, 1636 nt
Organism: Trachemys scripta elegans
Lineage: Eukaryota; Metazoa; Chordata; Testudines; Emydidae
Gene: RARA
Product: retinoic acid receptor alpha
Exons: 6
Coding region: 59-1084 (341 amino acids)
Biological process (GO): retinoic acid receptor signaling pathway; regulation of transcription by RNA polymerase II; cellular response to corticotropin-releasing hormone stimulus
Cellular component (GO): nucleus; transcription regulator complex
Molecular function (GO): zinc ion binding; RNA polymerase II cis-regulatory region sequence-specific DNA binding; nuclear glucocorticoid receptor binding
Source: RefSeq, a predicted model, not a curated record